UCAUGGCCUACCUUUCUGAUGAGGAACUUCGUCGGCAGCUGAAAUCGUUUGGAUUUUGCCCAGGUCCAAUCUCAGAUAGUACACGAAAGCUAUACCAAAACAAACUCCAGAAGCUGUGUUCAGAGGACAGAAGCAAGGCGCGGAGCUACUGGACGCCACGAGCGCAGAAGCAGGCGUUUAAUUACACGGAGCAGCCGUAUGACAGCCUGAGACAGGUGCGGGCUAACAGCUCUAGUCCCCUUCACAAGACUCGCUCCCGCAUUCGAACCCGUACUCGUACAAGGACUCCCUCUUUUCAAGGCGACAGUGAUGAAUCGGAGGAAGAGUACGAGCAACAAUCCUGGCGGUAUACGACUAAUGCCGAACCUCUCCGGAGGCCCGAUUGGCAGGAACGCUGUCAAAACGCAGCUCGGCGUAAUGUGUUUUUGGAGCGUCAACUUUCGAGAUGUCUGGUUGCCUGUACCAUAGGGUUGGCCGUUUUACUGGUAUGGCUUGUCUACGUGAAGACCGUGGGUUUAGCUCAGAUUGGAGAUGUAAACAAAAACAUUCAGUUGUUGGCGGUGGACUGCAAGGGAAAAAAAGACUCGUUUUGUGCAGCAGAAGAAAACAGGCUUCAAAUGCAGUUACUGUCCAAAUUGUACAACUUUCUUGCUGAGGUGGCAGGCGAUUUGCUGUGUGGCAAUCCUUCAAAACUGAAGAACAAAUGUGUUUGCUUAGAUGAUAUCAAAACUUACUUUUCUGUUUUUUACCCAGAGUACUUGGAUAGAAUGGAUGAUUCUCUUCUUACAGUCUUACAAAGCCGUAAAGACUUUGGCAUACGCCUUGUAGGAGAAGAUGUGAAUGCACCUGUCACAGCUGUUGAAGAGAUUCACUGCUUAGAGUCUACCCAUCCUUCUAUGAGUCUAUGGUGUAGACUACAACGAGCAGUCGUCAUUGUGGUUAGCAGACUGUUUAUAUUUAUGUUAGCUCUUUUGGUCUUAUGGGGUGUCCUUGUUCUUCUUCGUUAUCGCUGGAAAAAAUUGGAGGAAGAGGAUCAAGCCAUGUAUGAACUGGUUAGAAAGAUUAUAGGAGCUGUCAGAGAUCAUUAUAAAGACUGGGAUCAAGGCCUGGAGCCCAUUCCCUAUGUUCCAAUACCUCAUAUUAGAGAUACCCUUAUUCCACCACAAAACAGACGGCGGAUGAGAGGAAUUUGGGAUAAAGCUGUAGAAUUUUUAGCUUCAAACGAGUCACGAAUUCGAACAGAAACUCAUCGAAUUGCAGGGGAGGAUUUUCUGGUAUGGCGGUGGACUCAGCCCUCGGAGAUAUCGGACUCCAGCUAGCAAAAGUAAAACCACCAUUGGACUCCUUUUAAGUACUCUAUGAGGGAAGACUGAUUGAUUUAUGGGACAAAAAUAAUGAGCUAACUUCUUUCUUUUUAUAUAAUGAGAAAUUUUCCAAAAAAAUUCACAGUGUCAUCAACACAAACUGAGGAUACUUUUUUUGUUAUACAAUCUGUUUAUUUAUUGGUAAAAAGCACUAAUGUUUUUUUUUUUUAAUCUCCAUUGAGAGUUGCGGGUGUGUUCUCUUGUUCUGAUGUACUGUUCACUUAGUAUCAAACGGCUACAUUUAGGUUGUGCCGUCUGUCCCGUUGACAAGGACUAUACACCGUCUUAAUGUCGUCUGGGGUAGUCGUCUUGUACAACUUCACACCAUUUAAUUCAACACGCAGUAUUGUAAUGCUUAAGACAGCAACCUGAAAACGGGAUAAAUCAGGCAAAUGUUUCAAAGUACGAAACCGCCAGUUUAUUUUCUAUUUAACCUAUUUUGCCUUUUACUAUAUAUAGGAUAAUUUCUUUUGUUUAAAAACAUCAUAUAUUAGAAUGUGUGGUAGAAAAUGCAGUUAACUCUUUAUUUAAAUUGUUAUAUUUGUUAAAUGAAAGUUGAAAGCAGUUUACAAAAAUAAGAGAUGAUUUGCUUGGCAUUGUGCCAUCUGUUUCUUUGUGUUUUAGCUAUGUUAAUAAUCUUUAAAAUGAAAAACUUCCUUUUUUAAAAAAGAACAAAGCGACACUUGUUUUGAGUGGUCUUAAACACUGAGCAAUUUUAUUUCUACAAAAUGUGACUGGAUGAACGCAUUUUUAAAAAAUUCUUAUUAGAAAUUCUGUAAAUAAUUUUGAAUAGUGCAGCUGAAAAUGUUUACAAUAAAUGAAAGGUGUGUGUGUGUGCGCUUUGACUGCACAUGGCCUCCGUUCCUCUUUGAGGUUGGUGUCCUCGUGCAUGACAUGUACAGAAUUUAGGACAGGUUGAGGUAUUUUUCAGGAAACUUGCAAGUGGCAGUCAUUUUUUUGUUUUUUAAAAUCUUUCUAAUGUGAUAUCUCUGAUUUUUAUCUGGGAUAUAAUCUUCUCUAUGUUGCUGAAUCGUAGUCAUUUUGGAUUGAAUUUCACAUGACAUUUUGGAUUAAGCAAGUUUGAGAAUGUUAAGCUAUUCAGGUGGCUACAAAUAAUAUAAAAGUGCAUGGUUUUAUUAAGCAUGGUACUCUAGUACUGAAAGAAAAUUCUGAUUGCGUGAAAUGUUCUUGCCUGCAUCUCUGUUUGUAAAACAGCCAUUCACUUAGCUGGAAGGUGUGCCGCCAUGUGAAAUGAUCACAAUUUACAGAAUCUGUAAACAUUUAAGUAAAUCUUAACUGUUUUGAAUUUGUGAUUCAAACAUUUGUUUCACUGAUGUACUGCAAUGUUUUUUGGUUUUUAAAUUAUCUGACAUGUUUAUAGAAAUCGGAUGUACAAACAUUAAAUAAUGUUGUUUAUUAUAUUGUA
Messenger RNA from Polypterus senegalus (gray bichir), 2790 nucleotides. RefSeq names its product LEM domain-containing protein 2-like. Gene Ontology annotation, biological process: negative regulation of BMP signaling pathway; nuclear envelope organization. Gene Ontology annotation, molecular function: chromatin DNA binding. Gene Ontology annotation, cellular component: nuclear inner membrane. The transcript is spliced from 9 exons. The coding region runs from base 3 to 1319 and encodes 438 amino acids. Lineage: Eukaryota; Metazoa; Chordata; Cladistia; Polypteriformes; Polypteridae. The record is from RefSeq and is a predicted model, not a curated record.